UCCCUCUUCAUAUUCGUCUCCAAAUCCCCCCCUUCUCCCAUUCCUCUCACCCAUCUCUCUCUCUAGAAUCCGAAGACACCAUCUCUGUGUCUCUCUCUCUCUCCCUCCCCCCCCCCCCCCACGCCACAAUGGCCGCAGCCAAAAAGCUCCCCUUACAGACCAGCUCCAACGCCAACGUCGCCGCCUCCAUACCCCCACCCGGAAAAACCAUCGAAGAAACCUACCAAAAGAAAACACAGCUCGAGCACAUCCUCCUCCGCCCCGACACCUACAUUGGCUCCAUCGAGAAGCACACCCAGACCCUAUGGGUCUACGACGACAACAACGAGAUGGUCCACCGACCCAUCACCUACGUCCCGGGCCUCUACAAGAUCUUCGACGAGAUCCUCGUAAAUGCAGCCGACAACAAGCAGCGGGACCCGUCCAUGGACGCCGUCAGGGUCACGAUCGACGUGGAGCAGAACCUGGUGAGCGUGUACAACAGCGGCGACGGGGUGCCGGUCGAGGUUCAUCAGGAGGAAGGGGUUUACGUGCCGGAGUUGAUUUUCGGGCAUUUGUUGACGAGUAGUAAUUACAAUGACAACGAGAAGAAGACUACCGGUGGGAGGAACGGGUACGGCGCGAAGCUUACGAAUAUUUUCUCGACCGAGUUCGUGAUCGAGACGGCCGAUGGGAAGCGACAGAAGAAGUACAAGCAGGUGUUCUGUAACAACAUGGGAAAGAAAUCGGAGCCCAUCAUAACAAAGUGCAAGGGGAGCGAAAACUGGACCAAAGUUUCAUUUAAGCCUGACUUGGCAAAAUUCAACAUGACCCAUCUUGAAGAUGAUGUUGUUGCCCUGAUGAAAAAGCGAGUGGUUGACAUAGCAGGAUGCCUUGGAAAAACAGUGAAGGUUGAGCUUAAUGGGCAACGUGUACCAGUAAAAUCUUUCCUGGACUAUGUUAAUCUCUAUCUUCAGUCUGCCUCCAAAGCCAGACCUGAUCCCCUUCCAAGGAUUGCUGAAAAGGUUAACGAUAGGUGGGAGAUUUGUGUGAGUCUUAGCGAAGGGCAGUUUCAGCAGGUCAGCUUUGUCAACAGCAUUGCAACAAUCAAGGGUGGGACUCAUGUUGACUAUAUCACAAACCAGAUUACAAACCAUGUAAUGAGUAUUGUAAAUAAGAAGAACAAGAAUGCUAAUCUAAAAGCCCACAUGGUGAAGAACCAUAUUUGGAUUUUCGUCAAUGCUCUUAUUGACAACCCUGCUUUUGAUUCUCAAACCAAAGAGACUUUGACAAUUCGCCAGAGCAGUUUCGGGUCGAAAUGUGAACUCUCACAGGAGUUCCUAAAGAAAGUUGCCAAGUCUGGGGUAGUGGAGAGUCUCUUGUCCUGGGCAGAUUUUAAGCAGAGCAAAGAUCUCAAGAAAACUGAUGGGACAAAGAGACAGAGAAUCACUGGGAUUACUAAGUUAGAAGAUGCUAACGAUGCUGGAGGGAAGUACUCUGAUAGGUGUACCUUGAUUUUGACAGAAGGAGAUUCAGCCAAGGCCCUUGCGAUGGCUGGAAUUUCUGUUGUGGGUCGAAAUUAUUAUGGGGUGUUCCCCUUGAGAGGUAAAUUGCUCAAUGUCAGGGAAGCAAGCCAUAAACAGAUCAUGGAGAAUGCAGAAAUUCAAAACAUCAAGCAGAUUCUUGGACUCCAGCACGGAAAGGAGUAUGACAGUGUCAAGUCUUUGAGAUAUGGUCAUUUGAUGAUCAUGACUGAUCAGGACCAUGAUGGAUCACAUAUUAAAGGGUUGUUAAUAAAUUUCAUUCACUCUUUCUGGCCUUCGCUGCUAAAAAUUCCUUCAUUCUUAAUAGAGUUCAUUACACCUAUUGUGAAGGCUACUCAUAGAAAUGGGAAGGUUUUAUCCUUUUAUUCCAUGCCUGAGUAUGAAUCAUGGAGGGAAAGUUUGGGAGGCAGUGCCAGUGGUUGGUCUAUCAAAUACUAUAAGGGGUUGGGAACAAGUACAUCAAAGGAAGGGAAGGAAUACUUCAAUGAUCUUGGAAGCCACAGGAAAGACUUCAUCUGGGAAGAUGAACAAGAUGGGGAAGCAAUUGAGCUUGCCUUCAGCAAGAAGAAAAUUGAAGCAAGAAAGAAUUGGCUCCGACACUUUGAGCCUGGUACUUACCUUGAUCAGAAGGAGAAGCUCAUCAAGUACAGUGACUUUGUCAACAAGGAGCUUAUACUGUUUUCAAUGGCAGAUCUUCAGCGGUCAAUACCUUCGAUGGUUGAUGGUUUGAAACCAGGACAAAGGAAGAUCCUUUUCUGUUCUUUCAAGCGCAACUUUGUUAAGGAAGCAAAAGUUGCUCAGUUCUCUGGUUAUGUAUCUGAGCAUUCAGCUUACCAUCAUGGGGAGCAAAGUCUUGCUAGUACCAUUAUUGGUAUGGCGCAGGAUUUUGUGGGCAGUAACAACAUAAACCUUCUCCAACCCAAUGGCCAGUUUGGCACUCGUCAUCAGGGAGGCAAAGAUCAUGCGAGUGCUAGGUACGUAUACACUCGCCUUUCUCCUAUUACAAGAUUCCUGUUCCCCAAGGAUGAUGACAUCCUUCUUGACUACUUGAAUGAAGAUGGGCAAUCUAUUGAACCUACUUGGUACAUGCCGAUCAUACCAAUGGUACUAGUCAACGGAAGUGAGGGAAUUGGGACAGGAUGGAGCUCCUAUAUUCCGAAUUAUAGUCCAAGGGAUAUAGUUGCUAAUGUGAGACAUUUAUUAAAUGGUGAGCCAAUGGACGUUAUGGAUCCAUGGUACAAAGGGUUCAGAGGAACGAUUGAGAAAACAGCAACCAAAGAAUCUGGGGUUAGUUACACUAUCACUGGAAUUAUAGAGGAAGUCAAUGACACCACACUCAGGAUUUCAGAGCUGCCAAUCCGACGAUGGACUCAAGAUUACAAGGAAUUUCUGGAAUCAAUUAUGACGGGGAAUGAUAAAAUCAAAGAUCCUUUUAUCAAGGAUUACAGAGAGCAUAAUGAUGACACCACUGUCCAUUUUGAAGUUAUUUUAUCAGAAGAGAACAUGACGGCGGCCAAGCAAGAGGGCUUGCUGAAGAAAUUUAAACUCACCACUACAAUCAGUACAAGCAACAUGCACCUCUUUGACGCGAAAGGCGUGAUUAAGAAAUAUGAUAAUCCUGAACAAAUUCUUGAGGAUUUCUUUCACAUAAGGCUUGAAUUCUAUGUGAAGAGAAAGAAAGUCUUACUGGACAAUCUUGAAAUGGAGUUGUUGAAACUGGACAACAAGGUUAGGUUCAUACUCGGGGUUGUGAAAGGAGAUAUCAUUGUGAGCAACAGGAAGAGAGCAGAGCUGUUUAUUGAGCUGAGGGAUAAACAGUUUACUCCUUUCCCCAAGAAAACAAAAAAUGUGGAUGCAGCAGUUGCCGGGGCAACUGAUGAAGCAGAAGAAGCCGAAGAGAACUCAGAGGUGGUGGCUGGAUCCAAAGGAGUUAGAGCUAGUGAUUACGAGUACUUACUGUCAAUGGCCAUUGGAACCUUGACACUUGAGAAGGUUCAGGAAUUAUGUGCAGAAAGGGAUAAACUCAGUGGAGAGGUUGAUGAGUUGAGCAAGGCAACUCCAAAGUCUUUGUGGAUUAAAGAUCUUAAUGCUCUGGAGAGAGAACUUGAUGAACAAGAUAAAACCGAUGUUCAGGCAGAGGCAGCAAGAAAGAAGAUGAAAAGCAGGGUGAUGGGUGAAGCUGGUCUUAAGGCGGUGACCAGACAAGCACCAAAGAACCCACGGAAGAAUAAUAAGAAGAAGACCGACGAUACAGAAACUGUUUCAGAAGCAAUGGAAACAACAAGUAGUUCUGCAAUGGAAACAGAUAACGUUCCAGAGGUUGCAAAACCAAAAGGCAGAGCAGGUCCAAAGAAGGCCCCAGCUAGAAAGCAGGAGAAGCCGUCCUUGAUUUUGAGAGAUGAAGAUGAUGAUGAUGAUGAUGAGGUUCUUGAACUAAAAGACCGACUUGCUGCUUACAACCUCGAAUCUUCUCCUGAUCACUCUGAAGGCAUGGAAACUGAAGUGCACGAAGCACAGGCCAGGAAGAAAGCUCCUAGUAGAAAGGCUGCUGCUGCGGCACAGAAGAAAAAUUUGUCAACUGUGACAGAAAUUUCCGACGAUGAGGAGGAAAAGGAAGAUGAGGAGGAAAAGGAAAUGAGUGAUGAGGAUUUUGAGCUUGAAGUCGUAGAUGUGGCAGAAGUAGGAAAGAAAAAGGGAGGGAGAAAACCAAAGGCAGCAGCAAGUGCUAAUGCCGCUAAACCUGUUGCAAGGAAAAGAGAGCCAGCUAAUAAGCAAACAACGGGUCAGAAACUGAUAACUGAUGUUUUGAAGCCUUUAGAAAAUAUGGGAAUUUCACCUGAGAAGAAAGUGAGGAAAAUGAGGGAAUCUCCAUUUAACAAGAAAAGUGGUUCUGUUUUGGGAAGGAUUGGAAAAGAUCUUGAGCAGAACAUUUCGGUAGAAAGCGAAGAGAGUACUGAGGAUACCAGUGAGGUAUUGGCUCCAAAGGUCUUACCACGAAGGAUGAAUCGCGGGAAAGCAACGUAUGUUGUGAGUGAAUCCGAAAGUGAUGCAGUUACUGAUGAUUCUGACUUUGAUGAAGAUAAAGAUUAGUUUUUCUUUUAUUUUUUAUGAGGUCAGGUGAGUGCUGCUGACUGAGAUUGGAAAAUGGGAAACAAACAUUUUCCUGUAGUUCGUUUAUUAUGACUUCGAACUUGCAUUGUUUUCUUGUAACUCGUGAGAUGUAUAACUUUGAUGUGUAAAUUGUGACAAAAAACAAGCUUUAGAACGUUUGUUUUUUGGAGUUUUACUUUCCUGGGUUUCUAAGGAAGAAUAAACCCGCGAAACUUGCUAAUA
This is a messenger RNA of Rhododendron vialii, 4856 nucleotides long. Its product is annotated as DNA topoisomerase 2-like. Gene Ontology annotation, biological process: DNA topological change; resolution of meiotic recombination intermediates; sister chromatid segregation. Gene Ontology annotation, molecular function: DNA topoisomerase type II (double strand cut, ATP-hydrolyzing) activity; DNA binding; ATP binding. Gene Ontology annotation, cellular component: nucleus. The coding region runs from base 129 to 4613 and encodes 1494 amino acids. The transcript is spliced from 19 exons. Lineage: Eukaryota; Viridiplantae; Streptophyta; Magnoliopsida; Ericales; Ericaceae. The record is from RefSeq and is a predicted model, not a curated record.